GGUGGUGAAAAUGGCCGCGACCAUUCAGGACUCACGUGCGAGUGCAGGGAAAAAGCUGAAAAACUCCCUAAAAAAGAAGAAGAAGAUGAAAGUGAUAGCCAGGGCUACAUCAUCUAAGCUGGAAGAUGAGGACAAAGACGCUGCCGACGGGGGAGGUUCUGUAGGAAGCUGUGGGUUGGAAGAGGAUGACUUUUCUUCUGAUAAUGAAGCAGUAGACGCUGACAAUGAGGAGGAGGUCGAACCCUGUGACCGAGGCAAUGAAAAUGCAGCCGAAUCUAGUGUUGGGACAGAUCCAGGCUGGGCAGAUGCCAUGGCGAAAAUUCUGAACAAAAAAACUCCUAAAACUAAACCCGGCAUUCUGAUGAAAAACAAAGAGCUGGAAAAGGAGAAAGAAACGUUGAAACGAGAGAGACUGGAGAAAAGAAAACAGCUUGAUAGGAGGCGGGAGUGGGAGAUGAUGUGCAGAGUCCAGCCAGAUGUUGUCAAAGACAAAGAAACGGAGAGAAAUCUGCAGAGAAUUGCAACAAGGGGUGUGGUGCAGUUAUUUAAUGCUGUUCAGAAGCAUCAAAAGAACGUUGAUGAAAAAGUUAAAGAAGCUGGAGGCUCUAUUAGAAAGCGUGCUAAGUUGAUAUCAACUGUUUCUAAGAAAGAUUUCAUCAGUGUUCUUCGAGGGACAGAUGGAAGUACAAAUGAGAAAAGUUCUGCUGGGAAGAAGUCGAAAGCCAAACAGACUGAAGUAAAAUCAGAAGAGAGUCCGGGAUGGAACAUCUUCCGUGAUGAUUUCAUGAUGGGAGCAUCUAUGAGAGACUGGGACAAGGAGAGCGACGGGUCAGCUGACAGCCAGCCCGGGGCCACAAGUUAGUCGGACACGCGGUGCAGGAAGGACAAUCUGUAAUCGUUCUCUUUUUCCGAGAAGAAUACUUCAUGCUCUGAAAGCUGAGGAAUUAUAAGGAUACCAUUUAUAAGAAAACCAAAGGACUUUUAUCAACUUUGAUGUCUCCCCUUUUCACAUUAAACUUUGUUAAAAUUAUGUUUUCAAAUUUUGUAUAGUUUUUAGCGUGGUUCGUCAAAACAUUUUGUAAAAGUAAACGUAUCUACUUGACAAAAUAUCAAAAA
Molecule: messenger RNA, 1116 nt
Organism: Trichechus manatus latirostris (Florida manatee)
Lineage: Eukaryota; Metazoa; Chordata; Mammalia; Sirenia; Trichechidae
Gene: RRP15
Product: ribosomal RNA processing 15 homolog
Exons: 5
Coding region: 11-862 (283 amino acids)
Biological process (GO): maturation of LSU-rRNA; maturation of 5.8S rRNA
Cellular component (GO): preribosome, large subunit precursor
Source: RefSeq, a predicted model, not a curated record